AUGGCAAAGCAAGGGGAACAAGCGCAUGCUGAACACGGCUCGGAAUGGGACGCCUCGCGCGACGACGUCGCGAUGCGAGACGCUUCAUCGAAGGCAAACGAAGCGUCGACGUCUGAGAAGCGAUGCAACGUGAUCAGAAUCGGGACGACGAGAGACUCGAAAGAGAUGGACGCGAUCGGGAUUCGCGUUCGAUCGUGGGACGAAUGGGAGAUUCGAGACGCCGCGCGCGCGCACGGGGGAUCGUACUCGUGGCGACCGGCGGUACGGUCGCAGUGGGCGUCCGGCGGAAGCGCGAGCCGCUCUUCGCUCUCGGCCUCGCCCGGGCGCGGUGAAGGGAGACAGAGCGUGCACAAGGUUGCGAGGCAGAAAGGAGUCUCGAGUGGGCGCACGUACACGAGUAAAUACCGAGGCGUACACCAAACGUUCCCGACGGGCCGAUGGGAGGCGCAGUUCAGGAGAAACGGCAAACCCACCUCGCUCGGAUGCUUCGACAACGAGGAGGACGCGGCGAAGGCGUACGAUCGAAUGAUGUUAUGGUGCGAGAUGCACGCGAGUGCGCUGGCGAACGCGCACGCGUCGCCGCAAAAGCAAGGCGCGUCGGCGUUAAACUUUGACGUCUCUGUCUACGCCGCCGACCUCAGAGUGCUGGAGAGCAUGUCACAGGAAGAUCUCACGCUAGAGCUCCGUAAGCUCGGUAGAUCUCAAGGGUCGAACAUCUUCCCUCUGAGCGCGUGA
Molecule: messenger RNA, 735 nt
Organism: Ostreococcus tauri
Lineage: Eukaryota; Viridiplantae; Chlorophyta; Mamiellophyceae; Mamiellales; Bathycoccaceae
Product: DNA-binding domain
Exons: 2
Coding region: 1-735 (244 amino acids)
Biological process (GO): regulation of DNA-templated transcription
Molecular function (GO): DNA binding; DNA-binding transcription factor activity
Source: RefSeq, a predicted model, not a curated record